Molecule: messenger RNA, 2265 nt
Organism: Penicillium cataractarum
Lineage: Eukaryota; Fungi; Ascomycota; Eurotiomycetes; Eurotiales; Aspergillaceae
Gene: mak5
Product: ATP-dependent RNA helicase MAK5
Exons: 3
Coding region: 1-2265 (754 amino acids)
Cellular component (GO): nucleolus
Molecular function (GO): ATP binding; nucleic acid binding; RNA helicase activity
Source: RefSeq, a predicted model, not a curated record
AUGGGACAAAAGAGAGGUCGCGACUCAAAGGCCCAGGGGCUGGAGUCCAAGAAGCGCAAGAAGGCCGCGAAAUCUGGCCCAGUCUCGGACGACAGUUCCUGGGACGGCGUUGUCGGUAUUGACGACCUCAACUGGACGGAAGUUGCUCUGCCCGAUCGAUUGGAAGAUGCGACUGGAUUCCUUGGAUUGGAGGAGAUUGAUGGAGUAGACAUCGUCCGGUCUUCAGGUGGGGGAGAGGUUCAGUUCAAGGCCAAAGAAGGAGCAAAUAGAAAGUCGAUCUUGAAGAAGCCAUCCGCCGAGGACGACGGUGAAGAAUGGGGUGGUAUCAGCGAUGGUGAAUCGAAUGAGAAGCCCACUGCCGUCCCAGCCGCCGAAGCCCAGCCAGCGAAGGAUGAGAAGAAAACGAAAAACAAAAAGGAGAAGAAAGCCAAGGAGGUCAAGGCCAAGGAAGCACAGCCCAAACGGGAUCCGAACCUGAAGGCUGGUCUUUCCUUUGCGGCGCUCGAAGAGGCUGGCGAAGACGACGGCGUGGACGUGUCUGCAUGGGAUAAACUCGGUCUCUCUCCAGAGAUUCUUACAAGUCUCUCUAAGCUCACAUUUUCUACACCUACUACUGUGCAGAAGUCCUGUAUUCCUGCGAUUCUGGAUGGUCACGACGUGGUUGGUAAGGCUUCGACGGGUUCCGGUAAAACACUGGCAUUCGGCAUCCCAAUCCUUGAGCAUUACUUGGAGAAGCGAGGAAAGAAAGAAGACGAGAGCGAGAAGCCCAAGUCUGACCCAAUGGCACUUAUUCUGUCACCUACACGAGAACUGGCGCAUCAAUUGGCGAAGCACAUUGGAGACCUGAUCACAAAUGCCCCAGAUGCCGAUGCACGAAUUGCUCUUUUGACCGGUGGCUUGUCCAUCCAAAAACAGCAGAGACAGCUUGCGAACGCUGAUAUCGUGAUUGGUACUCCAGGUCGUGUGUGGGAGAUUCUGAGCACUGGUUCUGGCCUCAUCCGCAAAAUGCAGGGCAUUAAAUUCCUGGUUGUUGAUGAGGCCGACCGUCUGCUCAGCGAGGGUCAUUUCAAGGAGGUGGAAGAGAUUUUGGGUGCGUUGGACCGCAAGGAACAGGGCGAUUUCCCCGAUAUGGAUGAAGAAGAGGAGGCCGCGGAAGAAGAGCCGAGUGUUCGCCAGACCCUUGUGUUCUCUGCUACUUUCCACCGGGACUUGCAACAAAAGUUGGCCGGCAAGAGCCGUUGGACCGGAGGUGAUCUGAUGGAUAAGAAGGAGUCCAUGGAAUAUCUUCUCAAGAAGCUGAACUUCCGGGAAGAGAAGCCAAAGUUCAUUGACGUCAACCCUGUUCAGCAAAUGGCCGAGGGUCUCAAGGAAGGAAUUGUUGAAUGUCCCGCCAUGGAGAAGGAUCUCUACCUAUACUCUCUACUACUCUAUUACCCCAAGCACCGGACGCUUGUUUUCACCAACUCCAUCUCCGCAGUCCGUCGUCUUACUCAAUUACUGCAAAACUUGCAACUCCCCGCCCUCGCCCUUCACUCAUCCAUGGCCCAGAAAGCCCGUCUCCGCUCUGUAGAGCGAUUCUCAUCACCAACGUCAGACCCCAGCUCUAUUCUCGUUGCCACCGACGUGGCGGCACGUGGUUUGGAUAUCAAGGGUAUUGACUGCGUUAUUCACUACCACGCACCUCGCACGGCAGACACCUACGUCCACCGAUCUGGACGUACUGCUCGUGCUGGUGCUGUCGGCAAGAGUGUUAUUAUCUGUGCUCCAGAAGAGGUUGUCAGCGUGGCCCGUCUGGCCGCCAAGGUUCACGCCCAAAAUGGCAAGAAGGGACCUGUCAAGAAGCUGCCUCUGGAAUCCCUCGAUAUCGAUCGCCGAGUUGUGUCUCGCGUGCGUACCCGUAUUGAGCUCGCGAAGAAGAUUACCGACUCAACCAUCGCUAAAGAGAAGAUUUCCGCCGAAGAUAAUUGGCUCCGUGCCGCAGCCGAGGACCUCGGUGUCGAUUAUGACAGUGAAGAAUUUGAUGAGUCCCAGGGCAAGGGCCGUGGUCGUGGUGGUGGACGCCAUCAGAAGGAAAAGCAGGCUAGUAGCAUCACCAAGGGUGAACUAGCUGGGCUUCGUGCCGAGUUGAAGAAUCAACUCUCUCAGCGCGUGAAUAUCGGUGUUAGUGAGCGGUAUCUUACCGCUGGACGUAUUGAUAUUGAGGCACUCCUGCGGGGCGAGGGUAAUAACUCCUUCCUGGGACACCUGGAUCCAUUGGAUUUCUAG